Molecule: messenger RNA, 9941 nt
Organism: Aplysia californica (California sea hare)
Lineage: Eukaryota; Metazoa; Mollusca; Gastropoda; Aplysiida; Aplysiidae
Product: ecdysone receptor
Exons: 5
Coding region: 1929-3803 (624 amino acids)
Biological process (GO): cell differentiation; negative regulation of transcription by RNA polymerase II; positive regulation of transcription by RNA polymerase II
Molecular function (GO): zinc ion binding; RNA polymerase II cis-regulatory region sequence-specific DNA binding; nuclear receptor activity
Source: RefSeq, a predicted model, not a curated record
ACACACACGCAUACUAUACGAGCCCAUUACCACUUUCCUUUAAUCAAGAGUGCAUCACAUACAGCGUACUUGUAAAUAAAUUAAUAGUGCACGAGUUACGUUGCAGCCCACACACUCUUUGCGUGCUAGUGAAAAAGAAUUACGUUCCACUUCUCGUCUUUCCGUAUUAUUAGGUUUUUAUACCUGAACCCCGGUGUGCGUUUUUCCUGUUCUCCUUGAUUAGCGCGACUAUUGUAAUUGUGUGAGGCUGGCUCUCUUCAUCGCCGAAGUUUCGUUUGUUAAUAUACGUAAUUGGUACCAGAGACUGGUUUGGCAGGAUAGCUGGGAGUCUUUGUCGGGUCUGACUGGGAAGUACUAGUUAGUUGUGAAUAGUUCUUGUCCUUGAUUGAAAAUCAUUAUUAUCUUGAGGGGAAUGCCGACCUUGAGCUUGAGAGAACUGCGUUUACGACUAGUGGGAUGUAAUCCUGAAAUCUAGUUAGUUUUUUUUUUUUAGUUUAAAAAAAACAACACAAAUGAAUAUUACACCCUAGAGUGUUUCAAAUGAGCUGCCUUAUAGUGAUGUGUCUCGAAACCAGGGAACAACGAAAGAAAUAAAAAUGUGUUUUUGUAUUUCUGACGAAGAACUGUGUUUCAGCAAAUAUAUACCGUGAGGACUGUCAGUCAGUGCAAGGCUGCUGUACAGACUUACGUCUCCACCCAAAUUAACAAUUCAAGGAUAUUGUAGAUUUUAUUUCGGAAGAGCUCUUUGUUGUUAACUAAUUGUGACCUGUUACGCAUUGACUUUGGACAGUUAUUGCCUGAGAAACAUUGAACAGUUACAGCCGCUGUACUGUUGGUCUACGGCAAAUAAGUGAUUACUGUGUGUUUGUUUAACACAGCAGAAAAGAUGAAUUUAGUUUCUAGUUGGCCUCUAGAAUUCUGUUCAUACUUUUUGACAGGUGGGAAACAAUAAAAUAACGCUGGUACUGAUGACUCGGUUCUACUAUUUCCCCUACCCCGAACCCUAUUUCAUUUUAAAGUGAUAAAUUGUGCUGUGUUGUUUCUUUAACAACACAGGGUGUACUUGUUGCUCAUGCGCUCGCAUUGUCCCCGAGCCAGCGGCGGUGUUUACCUAUCCUUGUUUUCCGACUACAGCGAUGUACUGGUCGAUCACUGUCAGGGACUAGAUCUGUUCUUGACUGUGGCUGUAGUGGAGCAAAUGGCAUCGGCUUAUCGAAGGCUAUCACCGCGUCAACAUAGCGCUUUCGUGUCCACUCGUUCCUUAUAAGGAAGGCGCCUUUCAAGCUUGUGGACAGUUCAGCCUCUAUUAGUGGAUCUGGAAAUGUGAAGUCCUGGCUUCUCCGAUGUGCCGAGUUGUGUGUUCUCGGAUGUACUAAUUAGAACUGAAUGCGAGCGAUCACGAUAAAACAUAGUUGCACCCACUCCUUGUCUCCACAGCUCAGUGACAUUUUUUUUUUCUGACAGUAGGCACAAUCAUCCUCUAAAUUUGUGAAUGUUUUUUCAACAAAUGAAAAGGGCUACUAUGGUUUUUAACGACAUAACAGUCUAUUGCCGUCCUAAUACCGCGAGUGGUAGUCGUGUUUAGGUCACAGGCAGGCCUCAAGACAAUCGAUUAUUUUUAAAGUAUUCUUAAAUCGUGACUUCACUUUAAAUAAUGUUUGUUCAUACGGAGUCCAAACAGACUGUCAGCAUCUUUCAUGAUACCGUUGUUGGUGUACUUCCCUUUUGUGAACUAUUCUGACGUCUUCGUUGGGACGCUUUGUGGUGGGUUGCCCAGAAAGUACUCCUGGUGUUCUGGCUAUGGACAGCUAGUCCCCACACUGACAGAACAAAGUCAGGCACACCAUUGCUGCAGGCAUAGGAUUCCCCGUCUUCCCGUGUUAUGAUCCUAUAGUCAAGUGUUCCGUGAGACCACGAGUUAUCUAAUAAUGUGUGCAAGCCCUACGAUGAUGGCGGACGAAACAAGUGGCGACAGUUUUCCUUUGAGCUGGAUACAGAAGUUCUACAGCCACACGCCCCACUCCUACAUUUCUAUGUGGAGAAAGACACAUACGACGGUUCCGGGGAGAACGAGCGGGCCGAGCAAACGUGAACAGAAGCGACGUCCUAAGCCCAAGGAUGGCACGGUCCUGUUCUGUGGCGUGUGCGGGGACCGGGCGCUGGGAUACAACUUCGACGCCAUCAGCUGCGAGUCCUGUAAGGCAUUCUUCAGGAGGAACGCGCUCAAGACGAAGCCUUUCACCUGCAGCUUCGAGGGCAACUGUAAGCUUGAUCCCCACACACGAAAGUUCUGCUCUGGGUGUAGACUGAAGAAAUGUUUCAACAUUGGUAUGAAAAGGGACUGGAUCCUCAAUGAGGACCAGCUGGUCAAGCGACGGCAGCGCCAACACUUACGCCAGCAGACGAGCUCGCUAGGCGAGGUUUCUCCCCCAAACGUGCAGCCAUGUUCUUCCACCUCGGGGGACCCGCUGAACGAUGACCUUUCUCUGACCUUCACGGGGAUCAGCCCGGACCACGAGAGUCCGUCUGAGCAACGGCUCACGCGCUCACACAGCGGCAGGCACUUACCCGCUCCCCUGCUCCAUCAUCCUCACCACCAUCUUCGCCACCAACAGCAUCAGCAACAACCACAGCAGCAUGGCCAUUGUACAGACUCAAACAGCGAGUUCUCCUCCCCCUCUUCCGCAACCUUGUACUCAGAGCCAAGCUCUUCCACCUCCUCUGUGUCGCCCUCCCCGCUUGGAUUCAAACGUCAGUACAGUCACUCUUUCAGCAGCCCUUCUUCUCCUUCCUCCACCACGCCGUAUCAGUCCCCAAGAAGCGCAUUCUUACCUCAGCACAGCCACGCUCCCCAGAAUUUCUUACCCUCCACCCCAGCAGACAGUCAACGAAAAAUCCCCAAAGUGGAAUAUGUAUCUGAAGAUGAAGACUGCAUGCUCUACAACAAACCACAACGACGGCAGUCCGACUCGGGGCCCCUCUACCAAAUGCCUAUGUCCAACGACGCUCAGACAUCUGCUUCAGUGUGUGAUGUUGUUGUGAAAACUGAAGACUUAUCUAGUGCUGAGGAUCUCCGGGUGCCGCUGAACCCUUACAUUAACGAGCGCCUCAUGUCUCUGAAGAAGACCUAUGACGACAUAUUCGAGGCGGCUUACACACAGGAUCAGGCGCCCAAGUUGCAAAAGAAACCUCACUCAGCAGACCAGCUCUACAACAUGACGGAUGUCUUUAUACGCCGGCUAAUCCGUUUUGCAAAGCACAUACCCGAGUUCAAGAGCCUCUCACAGGCUGACCAGAUACAUCUCUUAAAGGGUGGCGUGAUGGAAAUGUUCGUCCUCCGCUCCGCAAUGGGUUUUGACGCCAAGAGCAACGCAUGGAAGUUCAAAGUGCAGCAAGGUAACAUAGACCAAGGAGAGGGUAAACUUGACUCGGGGGUCAUCAACAACACGCUAGGUUCCUCCAUGUUCAUGCAGCACAUGAUGUUUGUGCGCCAGAUCCAGGAGAUCACUAAAAGCGACCGCAUCAUCCUCAUGCUGUUAUUCAUCAUCCAGCUCAUGUCCCCGGACCGGCCCAACCUCGGAGACAAACGAUCAGUUUCUCAGAGCCAGGAGCGGCACUCGAUGUGGCUGAAGGCAUACCUGGAGUCGCAACACUCGGUAGAGGAAGCUGGACAGCUCUACCCGCUGUUAUUGCUCAAACUUCAGGAUGUCCGCAGCCUUGGGGCAGAAAGCUGUCAGCUGGCUGCUCACUUGGACAUUAACAAUUUGGAACCUCUCCUUGUAGAAGUGUUUGACCUCAAAUGAGAUGCCUUCAGUAUUGACCACAUCGAACAUUAAUCUGCAAGAGCUUCAAAUGAUGCUGUGUGAGCCUCAAAAUGUUAUUUAUAAAAGUGACAACGCCUCUGUUAACAAAUAAUGGAACAGACAUUUGUAGUUUUUUUUACUUUUCCAGGUUAAUCUACUGACUAGCUUAUAUUCCUGGUGAUAUUUACAGAGAGGGUUGGGAUACGGUUUUUCAGGGAGUGCCAAAGGAAUGAAGCUGUAGUUGUUGGGUUUUAUUUUUCUGUUGAAUCUAGUUUUCAGCAUGGAGAAUAAUAUACUUAUUUUCCUACCAUUGAUUGCUGGCUUUUGACAGCAGCAAAAACAAAAACGAGUCACAUCCUCUUGAUGAUGACCGUUACACUGCUCAAAGAUCAUACUGAAAGAUAUUACAGAGUUCAUCUCAGCCUUUCCAUGUUUUCGAAAAGGGGAGACGUAUUUUUUUUUCUUUUUUCCUAGCUUUAGAAAAAGCCACUAUUGCUGCCCAAUGUCUUCACUUUGAGGCUUGUACUACUGGUGUCUUCUCUGUUGUAUGAUAAUUAUUUGGGGAAGAUCUCUAUGAUAAACGCAUCAGCUUCACUUUUUGUUUGAGAUUCUGGAAUGAUAUAUGAGUGCAUUGCUUUACCUAUGGACUGUCCUGUGGCUAUGAAAAAGUUCACACCAGGAACCAGUAUGGUUGAGCUGUGACGUACCUGAAGAGUACUGGAGGAAUCCUCCAAAACUCCCACAGUAUUUUCUCAGUACCUCCCCUCUGCCUUAGCUGCUGCAUUGGAAUAUCUCUAUAGAGUUCAGUACAAAUACUGAGAGUUGUGAGGCAAUGUUAUAUCGCAUGACUGCCUAGUCUGUCUCAAAGCUGCUGAGGUCAUUGCCUAUGCUGAGAAAUAUAUUUACGUCUGGUGUAGUAUUUACCAUUUUCCUCAUUUGAGACUUGUUGUAACUCUUGCUCCUUGCCUGUACAGAAUUUCAUUUGCAGAAUGUCUCACACAAGGCUUUUGACACUGGGAAAUCUUAAGCUACAGAAGUUUCAAUGACUGAUAUUAUUAAUUCUUCUAUUCACAUACUGGUUUAUCUAACUAAAUGUAUGGUUUUGUUGCUGUUAUGAUUCAUGUUUUUCUGGUUUGCUGCAACAAUAGUAAAAUGCCAGGCUCUAAUUUUACUUCAUCCGAGAUAUUAAAUGACACAAUAUAUGACAUGCUCUAAUUUUACUUCAUCCGAGAGGUUAAGUUACGCAAUAUAUAGUAAAAGUUAAUGUGCUUCAGAAGUAAGGGCACUUGUAUGAGUAUUUUGUAUCCCUAAAGAUGGCAUUAAUAGCUGCCAUAUUUUGACUGGGAUCAGUUCAAGUUAGUAGGGUGGAAGGGAACUGAAUGGUGCUAUUGUUGAUAGGAUUCUUGUUCUUCGGAAACACUUUUAGCCAACAAGUGCGAAAACUGUUCAUAGUUGUUGCACUUUAUGUUGUGAUUAGUAAUGUCUCUCCAUUAUGUGCCAGAAAAUCAAGAAAGGUAAAGGGUUAAAAUUAUGAAUGAUAACUAGUAUGCUCUGUUCUCUAAUUUUGAGACUCUGCGCAUGGACUAUUUUCCGGAAUGUCAGAACAUUUUGAAAAUUCAGAGCAGACCAGGAGGAAAUUUUGCUCAGGUGGGAGUCCUGACAACAACAUUAUUUGAUGAAAGGAAGUUUCCUGCUCUUGAUCUAAGCAGAAAUUUGAUUUACAGGUGUCCAUUUUGACUCCUUUACAAGUAGGAGCUAACAUUUGUUUUCUUGCUAAAAUAAAGCAGUUUUUUUUCUUUUCUAAGUGAAGGGCAUUUUAAAAAAAUGAUCCUCAUGCCCUGUUAUGUCGCACUUGAUCUUUUGAAAAUUUUGUUUGGCCAGAAGAUAGACUCUUGGACCUGAUGAACUAAACUAACACUAUGUGAUAGUAUCCUUAUUAUCCUUAUAAUCCUGACAGAGUUUUAAUUGAAAAUAGGGGUUGUGUUGCCUAGAUUUCUAAAGUGAUGUAUAUAUUCUUAGAAGGACAGAGAAAGGAAAUAAAUCAAAAGUAUGUUUUUAUUAAGGAAAGUUAGGGGAAACCGUGCUUUCUCAAUGGUCAAUACUUGGAGCAGAGUAGCAAGUCUGUGAUUGUUGUAUUCUUUCUUUCACCUUAUGAUUUGAAAUGUCUGACCAUCCAGUUCUUACUUUUGUCUAUUGUGUAAUGGUUGGUCGUUUGGCCAUGAGUGCAGAAGAUGCGAGCUCGAUUCCAACGAGGGAAAUUUAAAUUGAUGAAUAUUUCUGUUUCCAACGUUAUUAUUCUGUGAUAUAAUGCACAUAUUGAUUCUGUUGUUGGGAUUGUGAUGGUACAGUCGUUUUGAAAUCAUUUGUUGUGCAUGUUUUUAAGUGAAUACCUCCUCCCAUCUUUUUUCAUUUCUGUCAUACUUGAUUCACAUGGACUAGAGGUUUUUUAAUGGGUUUUUUAAAAAAGUGCUCACUUGAAGCUACUUGAGAUGACAAUUCAAGAAGAGUGUUCCAUUUCUAUUUAUUCUGUUUGCUAUGAAAAAAAUAAUUUUUAUGUGACCUGUCUACCUAUAAAAAUGCCCCUUUGCCUUCAAUAUAUAACCGAGAUCAACAAAACCACAGAAUAUGUCAAACAGCUGACCGAAGUAUUUGAAAGAAGAGAAAAAGUAAGAAAAUGUGAGAAAUGAGAAACUCACUUGAAGUCUGCCAGGGAAAUUAGAAGUUUUAAUUGAUAUUUCAAGACUACUUUUCACAGAGAUGCAAACCCUCAUCUCUGACAUUUAGAAAAAAAUCUGAGCUUUUCAAUAUUUACUUUGUCCUCAGUCAAAUGUCGAAUGUAAAUAAUACCUUGCUGUCAGUUCUUAGGGGAAAGGAUACAAUAGAAAGAAGAUUCAUUUACUUUUUAAGGCUUUUGACGCACUUUAUAUGAAAGAAAACCUAAGACUAAGCGUUCCAUAGGUAUCUAAAAAAGUUUGCAACAAAGUGAAUUGCUUCUCCACCUUGGAAAACAGUAGUGUGAAGCACUUUCUCCAGUUCCUCAUGUUACCCCACUUUUUAUGUUGAACAUCCGUUAUGUUAGAAAAGUCGCUCUUGAAGACAACCUUGGGCUCUGUUGUGUCAGUGAAUUGUCCAUUAACUGCCAAGGGAGACUAAAUGAAGACAUGAAAACCCCUUCUGUGCUGUGAAACGUGGACACUCAAAAUCAUCAAUACUAAGACUGUUUUUGCUUAGCUAAAAAGUUGCUCCCAAGGACUUAAUAGAUUCAUAGAUAUGACAGCACUUCAAACAGAGCCCUUUUUUUCUGUAUAGACAACUAAUCCAGACCAGAUGGGCAAGCAGCUGUGCCGUACCAAAGGCGGGAAAAGAAUGUAGUUUAUCAAGAAUUUUGAAAGCUUGACAUGGGAUCAGACAAGAACACCUGACAUUUUCUGAAAUGCAAUAAAAAUUGAUAUGACCAUUGACAGGAUGAAUGAAUGUAUAAAGGAACAUCUCCGACAAAGUGAAAUUACAUUGACGUAUUUCUAUGUUAAUAAAUCACUGUAAUUCUUUCUAUAGUUCAAUUUUUCUGUCCUUUAUAGUAUUUGAAAAUCUCAUUGAUGUUAAAACAUAUUGUCACAUCUUUUAAACAGAUUGUCAGAUUUCCCAGAAAAAGACUUGAAUGAAGAUAGCUAUCAUUGUCAUCAUAUAGCACAGUGUUACAAAAAACUUCCUGUCCCAAUAUCUUCUGAACUUUUUUCUCCUUGAUAGAAUUGGUAAGGAGUAGUGAUGUCAAGCAGAUGGUUCAGCUGGAUUCAGUUCGAUGAGUAUACAUACGUGCUGAGGGAAGGCCAGUUUUGUUUUUCUUUUCUGAAGAAUAAGUGUGUAGUUUUUAGUGUGUUUACCUAUUAUUUUAGGGACAAUGUAUGUACUUGGAUUAUGUUACACCCGCACAUAAUGUUGUGAGUUGCUCACUGUUACAUACCUGUAUAUAAACAUGUUGUCAUUGUCAGUUUGACAAGUUUGUUGUUAUGAUAUAAUUCAGCUGUGCCAUACAUUGUUUACAAAUUACACACUUCUCAUACACAUUAUAUAUAUAUGUAUGUGUACACACGCAUACAUAUAUUUAUGGUUAUAUAAAGUACAUGUUAGUGUUUAUGAUAUUGAUGUUUAUAUAUAUCUACAGUAUGUUGCAAUUGUGAUUUCGAAGUGGAUUCAUUUUUCUUGUGAUGAGGUUUGCCUUUUCUAUUGACAUCACUGUGGUUUGUGUCCUCUUGAAGGCACUAUCUGACACAUGCGACCUAUUCUGAUGUUAACAACUGAAUUUGUUGUUUUCAUACUCCUGUUACCUGCGGCCAUUUUGAUGUCCUUUUGAUCUCAAGAGCUUGAAGCUCUUAAAUUUUAAUUUUUUUUUUUUUUAAACCUCACCUGCAGUAAGAUGUGAUUGUAUAAGCAUUUGGGCAUUUUUCCGUCUAUUUAGCGUUGUAGCUUGAAAGGCAGGUCACUUCCUCUCUACCUCCAACCGUGACUGUGGCCAGAGAUGUUCAGCAAGGGUUCUGUACACGGGUUGAAAUAGUGGCCUAUUGAUGGCGGGAUAUUCAUCCUCUUGAUUAUAUAUUACUAUUAAUUAUCAAACCUUUGUAGCUAUUUUACUAUUGGUUUGUAAAGUCCACCGCUGAAUUUUAACAUUAGUUUUCAUAAGGAAUAGCUUUGAAUUUGAAUUGAUUUUUUUGGUUCAUGUUUGGAAUGUUUAGAACUUCUGUGAAGAUUAAUUCUAGCCAAAUUCUUCUUUUCUUUUGGAUAUGUAGCCUUUCUUAAAAGUCACUUUGAUAGUGUUGAAUUAUCGUGAAUGGACCUGCUGAAUCAUUUCUCUGGUUUUCCCUCGACAAGCUAUCAUUUCAUCAUUCUGAUCUCUGAAUUACUUGCGGGACAUUUCAUCUUCUUCAUCACUACUCCAUCAAGGGCUCUAGGGGCGAAAGACAUCCGUGUAGUCAGGAGGUCAGGUUUCAAAGGGUUAACAAUUGGUUGGAAAGUCCAUUUUUUUGGGGGGUGUUUCUUCACCAAUUACAUGAGUUUGUUGCCAGUUGUUUUACUUGGCAUACUCUAAUUAUUUCGGAAUUUUGAUAAAAGCUUAAUUGUUUCACCACAUGUAUGUGCUGGGGCUUUUGUCAUUGGUGUUGGUGUAUUUGUAUUAUACUCUUCUUUGAGCUAUUCAAACCUGUUCAUUAUUUAUACCCACCUCAGAGUCUGCUCAUCAAUUUUCAUAGCACAAUCCUCCUACAAUGGCAUUCUACCUGCUCAAGUUUUUCAUUUUGUUCAUUUCUGAUUCACAUUCCUCUAUUUUGUUAUUUGUCUGUACAAGAGUUCUUCCUGUCAAUCAUGCUGAGAAUGUCCCCUUGCAAAGCUCUGCCAGCAAUUCUUGUCUCUUUGUUGACAUUUGCUUUGUCUUUGUACAGGAGUUACUCUCUGAUUAUUGUCUGACCCUACUAGGCUGUGUGUGUGUGUGUGUGUGUGUGUGUGUGUGUGUGUGUGUGUGUGUGUGUGUGUACGUGUGUUUGUUUGUAUGUGCAUGUGUGCUCAUAACUGACGUCUAUAUGUUGUUGCUAAGGUUAAACACCUUACUGGGCACAUUGUAGAUAUUUUGGAAUAUAGAGCACAUGACUUUUUGUCUGGGUAUAAGACAGAGAGGAUAUACUCCAGGAUUUGUGAGAGAAAUUUGAUCCUGACUCAUUUGUUUAUGGAGGAACUGUGAGAAAGAUUGCAGGGCCUGAAGAGGUGAUGAAAUUAAAAAAAACAUUUUUAUACAAUAGAGCUGAUAUAGUGCCACAAUAGGGACAAGGCAGUAAAAUGGGCAAAGGGCCAGUGCACUAAUUCUUUUUAAGGUGUCUUCAGUUUUUUUGGGUUUUUUUGUUCCUGGUGAAUAAUACCAAAAGAAUUAUAUUGGUUGGAAUUUCCGUGUGUGGUGAGGAUUUCCCAUUUGUUGGUGCUCAAAAAAGAUUCAUGAAUUUGUGUUAAAUGAGGCCCUCUGUACGUUGUACCAGCCACUCUGUGGCCCCCUGUUCUCCCACCAUGGUAUAAGUUAACGGCACUUGCAACACAAUAAGGUCAUAUAAGUGCCGAAGAUUAGAGGUGUUACAAGAGAGUAACAAACAGGAAAAAAAA